Rubroshorea leprosula is the source of this 659-nucleotide messenger RNA. The record is from the annotation of a GenBank genome assembly. NCBI's taxonomy places the organism in Eukaryota, Viridiplantae, Streptophyta, Magnoliopsida, Malvales, Dipterocarpaceae.
CUUUUAUUUCUUUUUUUUUUCUUUGUUUUCUUACCUUUAGGUGAACCCAGGAGUCUGGGUUCGUCGCGAUGAACCCAGCUGGUGGGUUCGUCGCGAUGAACCCUGCUCGUGGGUUCGUCGCGAUGAACCCUGCUCGUGGGUUCGCAACGAACCCAGGAGCAUGGAUUCGCGACGACACUUCAAGCACGGAAAAAUGGAUUGAGAACCCAGCUCGCGCCUGGGUUCGCGACUUGGCAGAGAUUGAGAACCCAGCUUGCAUAUGGGUAUGUCGCGAACCCAGGCUCGAGCUGGGUUCAUUGCCAACCCAAUCACACGAGCUGGGUUCAUGGCGAACCCAGUCGCGAAGCCAGUCGCGCAAGCUGGGUUCAUCCUGGGUUCGCGAUGAACCCAGGCGUCUGGGUUCAUCACAAACCCGUGAGCUGGGUUCGCCUGAAGACAUGUUCUACUUCAGCAGCAUUUUCUUACACAUGGCCAGACAUGGCUCCAUUAUCUGCACAACAUGACUAGGCAUUUUUGACGGUCAUGUUCUCUACAACAAUAUUUAUUGCUGCAUCUUUCUGGCUACAUUUAUCUCCACAACAUGGCUAGAUGUUUUUCACGGUCAUGUUUACUGCUACAUCUCUUUGGCUCCCAACAAUGGAUAAAAAGCCUAUCUUGCU